CUUCAUUUCAUGUCCCUAUCAUUUAUCUUCUACAUUGUUUUAGUUCGCUAGGUCAUCUGAAGCCUCAAGGUUGUCUGUUCCAUGUGUAAUGCAUCUAUCAACUUUAGGAUAUGGAACGAAUACUAUCUCUCACUGAUGAUGAGUUAAGAGCCGAGUUGUCAGGCAAGGGAUAUUACCCACCACCUAUUCAAGAUGACGUCACCAGGAGAAUAUUACGCAAAAAGCUGGCACUUUUAAUUGAUCCUUCUCUGGUGAUUGAAGAGCCAAUUCAAAAUCCGGACUCUUCAGAUAACAGCGAUUCGUCUGAUGCAGCUGGAGAGACAAGUGUACGCUCGAGAAAUCGCGUCAGGUUUUCUGAACCUCAAGAAACUGUGUACGAAGUUACUGAAAACCACAAACGUGGUUUCUUAAUGUACACCAUAUUCUUGCUUACCGCGGUCGUGGUUGGAUAUCUUGUGAUGAAAAACAUAGAUGUCAUCUCGUUGUUCAUGAAAAUGCUGGUUUAUUCCUUUUCUCAGUGAUCAAUAAUAUGUUUCAUUCUUAUGAUUGUUUGAUAUAUAUGUCAUAUGCAUAGGACACUUAUUUCAGUUAAAAAUCGAAUCAAAAGGGGAAAUAAUUAUGAACAUUCAGUAUUUGUUCAAAUCGAUCGAGUCAGAGAAACAAAUAAAUGGCACGAUGAUUUUUCGGCAUAGACUCGGACUGACUGCCUCAUUUCCCCAUGAUUUCUGACCAUUAUUGUGAUAUUCCGAGGAUGUUUUUUUACAACACAGGUAGUUGCUUUCGUCGCGCAUCAUCAUCGAAACACA
Messenger RNA from Schistosoma margrebowiei, 806 nucleotides. The record is from the annotation of a GenBank genome assembly. Lineage: Eukaryota; Metazoa; Platyhelminthes; Trematoda; Strigeidida; Schistosomatidae.